AUGAAGGUUCAAGUAGCUUUAGUUUUGAUAUCACUUACUGCAGUCUGCAGUAGCACAUCUGUGCCAGGAGCACCUUGGGUAAUUUACCCAAGCAUCGUUGACCCAAUUGUCACACAAGCCGUCACUUUCAUUAAUGAGUAUUUUCGAAGUUUGGGAGACUACACACCACGGCAAGCAUUGCGGGUUCUUAGAGCAACUGAGCAGAUUGUUUCUGGAAAUCUGUACGUCUUCGAUCUGAAUGUUGUCGGGGGGCCUAGGAUAGAACAGUGCCACGUGGAGUAUGUGAACCAGUCAUGGUUGCCCGUUCCUAAUAGCUUGAUAAAAAGCGUCACCUGCGGUGAAUACAAUCCAGCCACAACGUACAAGCCUGUUUUUUAA
Messenger RNA from Candidula unifasciata, 378 nucleotides. NCBI's taxonomy places the organism in Eukaryota, Metazoa, Mollusca, Gastropoda, Stylommatophora, Geomitridae. The record is from the annotation of a GenBank genome assembly.